Molecule: messenger RNA, 1799 nt
Organism: Doryrhamphus excisus (bluestripe pipefish)
Lineage: Eukaryota; Metazoa; Chordata; Actinopteri; Syngnathiformes; Syngnathidae
Gene: dnajb12a
Product: DnaJ heat shock protein family (Hsp40) member B12a
Biological process (GO): cellular response to misfolded protein
Cellular component (GO): endoplasmic reticulum membrane
Molecular function (GO): Hsp70 protein binding
Source: RefSeq, a predicted model, not a curated record
UGUGACGUCAUCACCAAGCGUCCAGAGUACGCGCAAGUAAAUACUUCCGCCGUGUAGCAAUGGACUCAAACAAGGACGAAGCAGAGCGUUGCAUUAAAAUAGCUCUAAACGCAGUCAGCAACAACCAACUAGACAAGGCCAGGAAGUUUCUAGAGAAAGCCGAGCGUUUGUUUCCGACGGAGCAGGCCAAAACCUUGCUGGAGAGGUUGUCGCAAAAUGGAAAGCCUCCGGACGAGCAUGGCGGAACUGUUAACGGAGAAGGACCCACCAUGAGACACCGACACCACAGAGAAGAGGCAGAAACGUCCGCACAGGGCCACGCAGAAUCAGCAAAACCUUACACCGCAGAACAGCUGGAGGCGGUCAGGAAGAUUAAAGGCUGCAAAGAUUACUACCAAAUCCUCGGCGUAGAAAAGACAGCAUCUGACGAUGAUCUCAAAAAAGCCUACAGGAAGUUGGCGCUGAAGUUCCACCCUGAUAAAAACCAUGCGCCUGGCGCCACGGAGGCAUUUAAAGCCAUCGGAAACGCGUACGCCGUGCUGAGCAAUGCUGACAAACGGCGGCAGUACGACCAGUAUGGGGAGGAGAGGUCGCACCCGAGCAGACACAGGCAGCACCGCGACUUUGAAGCGGAUAUUUCACCAGAGGACCUUUUCAACAUGUUCUUUGGUGGAGGAUUCCCAUCAAGUAACGUACAUGUUUACAGAAAUGGAAGAAUGCACUUCGCACACCAUAAUAGGCAAGAAAGACGAGAGCAGCAGAGAGAUGGAGGUCUCGCUCUGUUUGUCCAGCUGAUGCCCAUCCUUAUUCUCAUCCUGGUGUCUGCUCUCAGCCAGCUGAUGGUCACGCAGCCUCCCUACAGCCUUAGCUACCGCCCGUCGGCUGGGUACAUUCACAAAAGGCAUACGUCCCACCUGAAGGUGCCUUUCUAUGUGAGCGAGCGCUUCAGUGAAGAAUUCACCGGAACGAACCUGAAGAACCUGGAGAGGACGGUAGAGGAGGACUACAUCUCCAACCUCAGGAACAACUGUUGGAAGGAGAAGCAGCAGAAGGAAGGCCUCAUGUACCGCGCUCGCUAUUUCGGCGACUCCGAGCUGUACCAAAGGGCGCAGAAGAUGGGAACUCCCAGUUGCAACCGGCUAUCUGAGAUUCAGGUCAUACUGGAUGGAUAGAUGACAGACAGACGUAGAUGGGUUCUUUGGUACUUGAAUCAUUUUUGGAGGACUCGGUCUGGAGCCCAGCCACCACUCGGAGUGUAUUUGUGCCGCAAACCAAGAGAAGAAAAAGACGCCUUCCGCACCGCCGUGGGCGGCACACCUCAUCAGGGAAGCCACUCUCAGCUUCCCCGUCGUCCCGUCGAUUGACCUCCCGUACACGCAGGCCACAAAAACGUUUUUCUUUCCUCUCUUCAGGACGGCCACGUGGUCCGUUUUGGUGGUCUGGUGAAUGAAGCUGCUAAGAUUUAGCUUUUCUCUCUCCCUUUCUUUCGUUUGUUUUGAGAAACCUCUCGGCCUUCUCGUAUGUCUUGAGCCACUCACGAAGAAAGUAUGUUUUUUUUUUUUUUUAAUAGUUCUCUAGUGUAAAUAUCGAUUAGACUUUUUAACAGUGCAGAAUAUCAUUUAUUCUGAAAAUGAUGUUAUGAAGUGAAUUUGCUGAGCAGCCCGUCGGAUCAAGAUCAAUGAAAGUGAUUGCACAAGUAAACCUUAUUUAUUAAAUUAACAAGCUCAAAGAAGUUGAAGAAGUAGAAUGCUUUUCUUUUCCAAUAAAUUUGGUCAAAAUGAUGGAAUGUAUUUCAUGCC